UCGCUACGUCCUCCGGUCCAUGUCGUUUAACUCCGCCGGGCGACUGCAGCCGUCCGCCCCACCCGUCCAGUCCAGUCCCGUCCCGAGGCCCGCCGCGAUGGCCGAUGAGGACCCCCAGCAGCAGCAGCCGGACCGCGGGGCGGGGAGCCUGCCCGGCCUGCUCCCCGGGCUGCAGGGCGCUGAGGCCGGCGCUCUGCAGCUCAGGAUCAAGAACUCCAUCUGCAAAUCUGUUCAAUCGAAAGUGGAAAACAUUCUGCAAGAUGUCGAGAAGUUCUCAGACAUCGAAAAACUCUACCUCUACCUGAAGUUGCCUUCUGGUCCCAGCAGCACUGCUGAUAAAAGCGACCAGAGCGCCUUGUCGUCGAGCCGCACACAGCAGAUGCACGCGUUCAACUGGAUCCGCAAUCAUCUAGAGGAAUACCCGGAGACCUCUCUUCCCAAGCAGGAGGUCUACGAUGAAUACAAGAGCUUCUGUGACAAUCUGAACUACCACCCGCUGAGUGCAGCAGACUUUGGAAAGAUGAUGAAAAAUGUCUUCCCCAACAUGAAGGCGCGUCGACUUGGCAUGAGGGGAAAAUCAAAAUAUUGCUAUAGUGGACUAAGGAAGAGACCCUUUGUUCACAUGCCAUCUCUGCCCACUCUGGACCUCCAUAAAACAGCAGACGGACACCAGUGUGAUGCACUCGAGUCACCGGGCCAACUCAGCAGCAUCAAGGAAGAGGUGCGAUUUGCAGCCUGUGAUCUGGUGUGCGAGUGGGCCCAGAAGGUGCUGAAGCGCCAGUUUGAUGCUGUGGAAGACUUGGCUCGCUUCCUAAUCGACAGCCAUUACAUCAGCAACAAGUCUUUGGCAGCGCUCACCAUCAUGACGGGAACAGCAACAGAGGUCAAAACUCCGCAGACUGUCUCAGUCUUCGCUCCGGCUGCGGAGGUUCACUCCUUCCAGCCUCACGUGGCCACGCUGUCGUCUCCGUCCGUCGAUGCCAAGCAGCAGCUCCAGAGGAAGAUCCAGAGGAAGCAACAGGAGCAGAAGCUGCACUCGCCUUUACCCGGAGAGGCGCAGAACAAGAGGACAGACGACAGCGUGCCUUGUGGUAGCCCCACCCCUCCGUCGCCUCAGCCAACCAUCGGCAUCGUGGUCGCCGCUGUCCCGAGUCCCAUCACGGUCCACAGAAGCAGACAGCUGAUGUCUCCGAGUCCAGUGGGACCGGUGGAGAGCAAAGUGCUGCCUAUUAACUUCCAGAUGGUGGCCCAGCCAGUUCAGGCGGUGAAACAGAGCCCCAAAACCCCCCAAAAUAUCCUAACCAGCCCAGCAGGGGAACGCACAGCACGGCAGCGCUACGCUCAAAUCCUGCCCAAACCUUCGGCCACCACCGCCAUCGCUCUGCGCUCGCCCUCCACCAUGAUCAUCGCCAACAGCCCCAUCAAGACCGUGAUGACCACGUGUCACGUCAGCCCGGUCAGUCUGGUCAAGAUGACAGCCAUAUCACUUGCACCCAGCAGCAGUGAAACCACCACAUCCCUUACGAACUCCACGCUGCGGCCGGCAUCUGCAGGCUUCAGCUCUGCAGUUGCGGAAGACAUCGGCUCCAAUCAAAGCAUGAGGAGUUCCUCUACAGUCCCCAUUCUGGCCCCGGUGGCCAGACCAGGGCAGACCGCCAACACUCAGAGCAUCGAUGUUGAAAUGGAAGUUGAAGCUAUACAUAAAAACAGCCAAAUGCAUGAUCCAGGCAGUCAGGUGUCGACUCAAGGAGCAAUGACAAACAGACUGGGAGGGGCUGUGCAGAGGGCUGCCAGUGUGCCCAUACCUCAAACUAAAGGCUUCCUGGGUCUGGAGGAAACAUCCAGCUUGAUGUGCAACGGAAAUUCCUCCUCAAGCACCAGCACUGUGGCAACAGCUGAAAGAAGCAAUAAUAGCGCUAAUAACACAAGCACUUUGCACGUCACUCCCUCCACUCAGAAUACCAGCACUGGUUCUUUACUGAACACCAGCGGAGCGCCUUCGUUUGGGGAAAGCAGCCAAGCAAAGCAAGGUUUCUUGUCCACAAAGAGCCUCAGGAAACGCUCAGGACACAGUCCAGACCUUUCUCCAGUCAAAAGGGUCUUCAUGCCCCAGCAGCCAGUAGAGGGCGCUGCUGCGUUUGGAUAUAGUGUCAGAAACACUGUUGGCAACAUCCUCAGGCCAGGUGCUCCGACUAGACCUGAAAGUGCGCCAGUCACCAGGGAGGUAGAGAUGAAAAUGAACUCUGUCUUGUCACCUCAAGUCCCUGCACUCUGCACUUCCUCUUUCAGAGCCAGUGGCUUUUACUCUGUUGCCAAAACACAUAGCUCAGUGCAGAGGAAAAACACUUCGAGUGUUAUGGAAAGCAACACCUCGGUCAGUCACGCAUUAAUACAACAACAGCAGGGCCACACAGUGGCUAACGUGCAUGCCAUACCUAAUAACCCCGGUUUUCAGAAGCAUUCAGGUGUGAGUUCAAACUCAAUCACAGGGAGCCUGGAAGGAGUUCCACCGCAGACCUACGCUCAGUCUAAUCCUGAAACCUUAGAGUUUUUGAAUCAAGCUUCAUCAUCCAGUCAGCUGCCUAUGCAGACAGAUAUGGACUACUUUUCCUUUGAUGACGAUGUGACUCAGGACAGCAUCGUGGAGGAAUUGGUGCAGAUGGAGGAGCAGAUGAAACUUAACAACCUGCAGGAGUUUGGGAACUGCGUCGCACUGCAAGGCCAGCAGCCUGUGAUGCCGGACAGCAUGACGACCACCCAUCAGAACAUGACUGCUUUCUAUCACGCUGCAAACAACAGCAGCAACCCGAUCCAAACUCCGACACCGACACCCACGCCCACGUCAGAAAUGAUGGGAGGGGCCCAAAGCCUGACCGGAGAGAGCCCCUGCUCCCACAUGGCCUCCACCACCCCAGUGGACAGCGCUCUGGGAAGCAGCCGUCACACCCCAGUCGGUACUCCGCACUCCAACUGCAGCAGCACGGUUCCUCCCAGUCCAGUCGAGUGCAGGAACCCGUUUGCAUUUACUCCCAUUAACUCCAGCAUUACCUGUUUCCAUGACGGCAGCACCGUCUCCAGCAGCCCUGUGAAGCCCAUGCAGAGGCCGAUGGCCACCCACCCAGACAAGGCCCGGCUGGAGUGGAUGAACAACAGCUACAACAGCAGCAGUGGGGGCGCAAACAAGUCCAACAGUGGAAUGGGAAUCCUUCCCAGCUAUCAAGGCCUGAUAGACGACCAUUUUCAAAAACCUCACGCCUUCGCCAUUCCCCAUGCACGGCACCACGACAGCCACUUUGGCCGCUUGACUCCCAUCUCGCCUGUGCAGCAGCAGGUAGCCAACAUGGCCAAGCAGGAGGGUUUCGCUGUGCCUGCCCCUCUGGAUAACAAAACCAGCAACACAUCUGCUGCAACCUUUCGAUGUCGCAGCGUAAGCCCCGCAGUGCAUCAGAGGAACCUGAGUGUGAAUGCAGUAAACACAGCCCUUCCCAAUGUCCCUCGUUCAGUGGUGUCUCCCUUUAAUUCUCCUGUGACGCCUGAGGUGUUGAACAUCUUUGCGAACAGCCAGACGAAUCUUGGGGUGAGCAGCAUGGCUCAGAGGAGCCGCUCUGUGCCGCUCAACAUCAUGAUGCAAACUGAGGUCCUGCCCAACGCGGGCCAACAAUGCAGCAGCAAAAACAUCACCAGUGUCCUCCUGAGCAAGCUGGACGGGGACCACGACGACACCAUGCGAGGCGUGGGCAUCAAUAAUCUUCCCUCCACCUACACUGCACGUAUGAACCUCACCCAGAUCCUGGAGUCCAACGCCAGCCUCUCCUGCACUGACAGCCACCUCAGCCUGAUGGCCUCUGACUCCACCAGCACAUGCAAGAUGCAGAGGCCCAAUUACCUCAUAGAAAAUGCUAUUAAUGAACAAAUGAUUCUCUCAGCGGGAGAUAGCCAAGUACAAUCAGCCUCUGGAGCGCAGCAGCAACACCAGGCCCAGUCUUUAAUGUUGGCUUUGAGCUCGCAGCAGCAGCAGCAAGAAGAGCUUCAGCAGCAUCAGCAGUUAGAUUUCAGCAGCACUCAAGACCUCCUGACGGACGGCAGCCUUUCUGCUGGCAGUCAGCUCCUGGAGCAGGUGUCGGAGCUCUCGGCAGGGGGCGCAGAUUUCCCCUGUGAGAUCAGAAUGACAUCGGAGCUGUCCAGCAGCAUCAAUGACCUUAAUGCACUGGACACAAACCUGCUGUUUGACCCCAACCAGCAGCAAGGGCAAUAUCAACACGCUGCUCCAGAGGAGCUGGUGAGUGAUCCGCUGUUUCAACAGAUUACCAGCGAGACGGGGCACUCGAGUGGACUUGACUGGUUGGAAAGCAAAGAUCAUCCAACCGUUGGGUUGAUGGGAUGAGAACGGAGCUGUUUUUUUUAAAGUCAUGUUGAACAUGUUAAUCUGUGGUUGCUGUUUGUUUUAUUUAUUUUCAGGCAUUUACACUUUAUAAUGCAACACUGGACACUAUGAGGUUUGUCCAGUUUAAGUGCCAGGCUAAACUGAGAAAAUGCUGCAACACUGAUUAAAAUGCUGGUCAUUUCCCUUUAAUGAGAGAACGUCUCGUCACGGUAUUUGUUCGAGAGAGUUUCCAACGAGGAAACAAAACAGAAAAGAAUCUAAGUUAAACCUGUUCUUCUUAAGUUGCAUUUAAUAUUUCACUGAACAGUCAGCAGUUGGAAAACAUCCAAACAGAGCCAUGGAUUUCUCAGUGUAAAUAAAAGUCAAAGAUUAUAAUGAAUAAGCCUUUUACAGUAACACUUGUGACAGCUGCAGGCGACGUGUAGUUAAAGGUACAAACCAGCUGAUUAUAUUUACCGCUGAACUAACAAUAUGUCAUAAACCAAACAUUUGUGUGUCGUUUAGAUUCACUGAAAAAAACUGGAGGAACUUUUUUUUUUUUGGAUAUUAACUUCACUUGACAUUAAGGUGUGUAAAAGUACACACACACACACCUACAGUUUAGAGUAGUGACAAAAACACAGAACCAAAAUCAUCUCUGUAAAUCCAUCUAAUAUAAUCUGAUGAUCAUAAUAUAUAAGAGUUGGCAUGGAGUAUAUAGCAGGAUGUGGUUACAUUUACAAUAAUACUUGUAUUAGCUAUUUAUCUAAUCAUAAAUAUAGUAUCCUUUAACUAUUGUUCACUUUGAUGGAAUACAUGAAAGGUAUCUGAUAAAAAAAAAAACUUCCAUACAAGAAAGUGAUAUACUGUAUGUAUCAACGGAGAUAAAGUUAAAGUUUAUAAGUUUUAGUCUCACUGCCGAUAAACAUGGAGAGCCAAGUCAACCAGACAGCUCACACAGAUGACCGCAAUAAUAUAAUUAGGUCGUUUAACGCACUAAUUUAUCUUUACAAAUCCAAUAAAUUGAAAAAAAAAUAAUCAUAAAGAAGCCCCACAAUCGAUUUAAAAUUACCUGUAAAAUGUACAUGCAAUACGCUACACA
Messenger RNA from Stegastes partitus (bicolor damselfish), 5465 nucleotides. RefSeq names its product DNA-binding protein RFX7-like. The transcript has 9 exons. Lineage: Eukaryota; Metazoa; Chordata; Actinopteri; Pomacentridae. The coding region runs from base 20 to 4384 and encodes 1454 amino acids. Gene Ontology annotation, biological process: regulation of transcription by RNA polymerase II. The record is from RefSeq and is a predicted model, not a curated record. Gene Ontology annotation, molecular function: DNA-binding transcription factor activity, RNA polymerase II-specific; RNA polymerase II cis-regulatory region sequence-specific DNA binding.